AUGUGUGUUCGCUUAGAGGAAGUGCGCACGGUCCUAUUCAACUCUCCGAUGAUGAGUGGCUCACCACCAAUCCCUCGAGUAGAAGCGGCAUCGGAUCUCUGGAAAAUUCACAGGAGCUUCAAUGACAGCAGUACUAUCUCUGAUGGCUGGAGCAUCGGUGGCAGCGGUCCUUGGCUUCUGGCUGUCAUGCUUUCGCUCAUAAUUCUGGUGACAGCUUGCGGGAACAUUUUGCUGAUUGCACUGGUGUUUGCGCAUCGGUCCCUGCGCUGUACCUCCAACUGCUUCCUGGUGUCCCUCUUCCUGUCAGACUUGAUGGUGGCACUGGUGGUGAUGCCUCCCGCUAUGCUUAAUGUGCUGUGCGGUACCUGGGUGCUGGCACCCGGAUUCUGCCCUGUCUGGCUUUGCUUUGAUGUGAUGUGCUGUAGCGCUUCCAUCCUCAACUUGUGCGUGAUCAGUCUGGACCGCUACCUCCUCAUUAUUUCCCCGUUGCGAUACAAACAGCACAUGACCCCACCGCGUGCUUUGUUGUUGGUGGGCGGUGCUUGGGGAUUGGCAGCGCUCACUUCCUUCCUGCCCAUCAAGAUGGACUGGCAUAGCUUGGGUCGCAUGCAGGAACUUACGGAGGAAGAUCCUGGUAAUGCAACACGGUUGAAUUCCUUCUACCCAUCAUCAUACUUCCAGCUUUCCACGUCUGGGAUGCCAUCGAUGCAGUGCCGUCUGCGGGUGACUCUCCCAUUCGCCCUUGUGGCGACCUUUCUCACUUUCUUUUUGCCCUCUACCGCCAUCUGUUUCACCUACUGCCGGAUUCUGUUGGCGGCCAGAAGACAAGCACGACAGGUGGAGGCUCUUACUCAUCCUGCUUACCCACAACACUCUCUCGGGGAACCAUCCCGUCCUCCGUCUCCCGGUCAUGUCGUUCAGGAUGGAGAUGACUACAGUCAUCAGGAGCCACCCGGGCUGCGACAUGCUCCGCUGUCAGUGAACAGCGAGCGCAGGCUGGCGCACAGGCAAAGAAAGAGAGCUCUGAAAGCCAGUCUCACCCUAGGAGUGCUGCUGGGACUCUUCUUCAGUGCCUGGCUUCCCUUUUUUAUCACCAACAUGGCACAGGCGGUGUGUGAGUGCGUACCACCUUCCUUCUUCGAUGCCAUCACCUGGUUGGGUUACUGUAACAGCACCAUGAACCCAAUUAUUUACCCGAUGUUCAUGAGGGAUUUCAAGAGGGCUUUGGCAAGGCUUCUACCCUGCUGCUCUUCAUCUCAAGCACCACGUAGGCCUUCGCUGCCACUUUCUCUUUCUCUACGCAACUCAGGGGAGCCACAACUACCCAGCGAACCCCCCUCGCUCGUGUCUGAUCCGCCUCAACUACCUGCAACGGCAACAGAUGCAGUUAACCUUCUGGAUGCAGAACACGCUGGGAUCGACCUGCCGCUGUUGUUACCCAACCAGGUCGAUACUUUGGACGAUUGAUACGUGGAUUGAAAUCACAAAUACUGUGGACGGAAAGAUGUGUGACUUUUGUUAUUAUCAGGGUUCCUGAUCAGGUCAUAGAAUUUCUGGAAUAUGAUGUC
Danio aesculapii is the source of this 1568-nucleotide messenger RNA. RefSeq names its product 5-hydroxytryptamine (serotonin) receptor 6 (gene htr6). NCBI's taxonomy places the organism in Eukaryota, Metazoa, Chordata, Actinopteri, Cypriniformes, Danionidae. The transcript is spliced from 3 exons. Bases 1 to 1467 code for a protein of 488 amino acids. Gene Ontology annotation, molecular function: neurotransmitter receptor activity; G protein-coupled serotonin receptor activity. Gene Ontology annotation, cellular component: dendrite; membrane. Gene Ontology annotation, biological process: chemical synaptic transmission; G protein-coupled receptor signaling pathway, coupled to cyclic nucleotide second messenger. The record is from RefSeq and is a predicted model, not a curated record.